Messenger RNA from Chelonoidis abingdonii (Abingdon island giant tortoise), 1582 nucleotides. RefSeq names its product CCN family member 1-like. Gene Ontology annotation, molecular function: integrin binding; heparin binding. The record is from RefSeq and is a predicted model, not a curated record. Lineage: Eukaryota; Metazoa; Chordata; Testudines; Testudinidae. Gene Ontology annotation, cellular component: extracellular region. Gene Ontology annotation, biological process: signal transduction; cell adhesion; positive regulation of cell migration.
UUCAUGUGCUACUUGUAUAGGUGGGGGUUGCUGCGCGGUGGUGGCUCUGAGGUUGGCUGGCCGCUUGGAUCAGCUGUGACUCUGUUCCCCUGAGCCACUCUGGGCAGUUCUUUCCUCUGGCCCGUUUAAGUCCGCGAUGGAGCAAGCGUCUCUGCUCAGCUUUAUUUUCCUGCUGCGCGUUGCUCUGGUCCUGCCAAAACAUUAUCCCUCAUCCAUGGGGUUUCUUUGCCUGUAGGUGGUGUGUCGUUGCCCUCUGCAGUGUGUUUGCCCCCCCAGCCUGCCCCAUUGUGCUCCUGGGGUCAGCAUGGUGCCUGAUGGCUGCGGGUGCUGCAAAGUCUGUGCCAGGCAGCUGAACGACGACUGCAGCAAGCACUGGCCGUGUGACCCCCACAGGGGGCUGGAAUGCAACUUUGGGGCGGACCCCUUGGCCAGCAAGGGCAUCUGUCGGGCCAAACAGGAAGGCCGGACGUGCGAAUACAACGGGCAGAUCUACCAGAAUGGUGAGAACUUCCAGCCCAGCUGCAAGCACCAGUGCAGCUGCAUUGAUGGUGCUGUGGGCUGCCUGCCCCUCUGCCCCCUGGAACUGCCCCUGGCCUCCCUCAGCUGCCCUGACCCACAGCUGCUUAAGGUGCCCGGCCAGUGCUGCAAGAAGUUUGUGUGCGGCAAGGGAACGAAGAGGUUUGGGGAGGCCUCCUUUGAGGGCGGGGAGACCAAAAGCAAUGAGCUCAUCUAUGUGGGCAAGGACCAGCACUGGAAAAAUCUGCCGGCCUGGCCACCUCUGUUCAAGGCCCAUUCUGUGCUGAGGAAAUGCCUAACCCAGACCACAGACUGGUCUCCCUGCUCCAAGACCUGUGGCCUAGGUGCCUCCACCCGGGUCACCAACAACAACCCCCAGUGCAAGCUGGCCAAGGAGACGCAGCUGUGUCAGAUCCGACCCUGUGGCCAGCCUGACUUCACCAAGCUGAAGAAGGGCAGGAAGUGUCUCCGGACCCACAAGGCGCAGGAGCCGGUGCAUUAUACCUACGCCGGGUGCAAGAGCCUCCGCAAGUACCAGCCCAGCUACUGUGGCUCGUGCCUGGAUGGGCGCUGCUGCGUGCCCCUGCACACCCGCACCCUGGCUGUGCCCUUCCGCUGCCCUGAUGGGGACUCUUUCUCACGCAGCGUCAUGGUGAUCCACUCGUGCCAGUGCGGGCCGGCCCACUGCCAGCCCGUCAAUGAGGCUGCCAUGCUCCCCCAGCACCAGCUAGAUGGAGACACGCACAAGUUCCUGGAGUGAGCGGUGCUGGCACCCCAGAGCGGGUGGGGGUCCUGGUGAUGGUGUGGGGGGAGGGAUACUCCCCAUUCAAAUGACACUCUAAGGAAUUGGAUCUCAGCCAUAGAUUGGGGGCCUCUAAGCUGACAGGUGGGGGGCAGGGGUGGGGAAGCUGUUGACCCACAUGGCAGCCCCUUUCUAGCCUGUAUUUCUACCCAUGUCCCCUCCUGCCUUCCACUUCCUGUCCCAUGGUGCAUCUUUCCACCUGUGCCCCUCUGUGUCCCCCUCUUCCACUUCCUACCCCAUGGAACCCUGCUGUGCACCCCCACU